Myiozetetes cayanensis is the source of this 4003-nucleotide messenger RNA. It is a transcript of the gene ARSK, whose product is annotated as arylsulfatase family member K. The transcript is spliced from 8 exons. The record is from RefSeq and is a predicted model, not a curated record. NCBI's taxonomy places the organism in Eukaryota, Metazoa, Chordata, Aves, Passeriformes, Tyrannidae. The coding region runs from base 113 to 1714 and encodes 533 amino acids.
CGGAGCGGCGCUGUCACUCUUUUGCUGCGGCCGGGUCCGGGAGACUCUUUAGGAGCUGCUUUAGGAGCUGCUGCUCCUCUCGGUCCGGGACCGGGGCCAGAGUGGCAAGGCAAUGCGGGGCGAAGAGCCGCUGGGGCGCGCCGGGCUGGCGCUGCUCCUCAUGGCCGCUGGGGCGGGGGCGAGGCCGCGGCCCGCCGCUCCUGGGGACCAGCCGCGGUCCAGCGUGGUGCUGGUGGCCUGCGACUCCUUGGAUGGACGUUUGACAUUUUUUCCAGGAAAUCAGACUGUGGAUUUACCUUCCAUAAAUUUUAUGAAAAGAUAUGGCACUGUCUUUCUCAAUGCCUAUACCAAUUCUCCAAUUUGUUGUCCUUCCCGUGCAGCUAUGUGGAGUGGUCUUUUCACCCAUUUAACAGAAUCUUGGAAUAACUUCAAAGGUCUAGAUCCAGAUUAUAUAACAUGGAUGGAUCUCAUGGAGAAGCAUGGCUACCACACACAGAAGUUUGGGAAAUUGGACUAUACUUCUGGACAUCAUUCAGUUAGUAACCGUGUGGAAGCUUGGACUAGGGAUGUUCACUUCCUGCUCCGGCAAGAAGGGAGACCCAUGGUAAAUCUUACAGGUGAUAGGAAGCGGGUUAGAGUGAUGGAAGCAGAUUGGCGGAAUACUGAUAAAGCAGUAAACUGGAUAAAGGAAGAAGCUGUUAAUCUUACUCAACCAUUUGUUCUUUACUUGGGACUAAAUUUACCACACCCAUACCCAUCACCUUAUGCAGGAGAAAAUUUUGGAUCCUCUACAUUUUUAACAUCUCCCUAUUGGCUUGAAAAGGUAAAUUUUGAAGCUAUUAAAAUACCCAAGUGGUCUUCUCUCUCCGAGAUGCAUCCAGUAGACUAUUACUCAUCGUAUACCAAGAAUUGCACAGGAGAGUUUACCAAGGAAGAAGUGAGAAAUAUUAGAGCAUUUUACUAUGCUAUGUGUGCAGAGACAGAUGCCAUGCUGGGUGAGAUUAUUGCAGCUCUGGGAGAUACGGGGCUUCUUAGAAAAACAAUCGUUAUAUUCACUGCAGACCAUGGAGAACUUGCUAUGGAACAUCGUCAGUUCUAUAAAAUGAGCAUGUAUGAAGGAAGUUCCCAUGUUCCUCUUUUAGUUAUGGGGCCUGGUGUAAAAGAACAUCAGGAAAUACCAAAUGUAGUAUCUCUUGUGGAUAUAUAUCCUACUAUGCUUGAUAUAGCAAGAAUUCCUGUCCCACAGAACCUCAGUGGAUAUUCUCUUAUACCUCUGCUACAUGAAAAGACUGAGAGUGAAGUGUCAUCAAGAGGACCUCGGCCCUCUUGGGUGCUGAGUGAGUUCCAUGGGUGCAAUGUGAAUGCUUCUGUGUAUAUGCUGCGAACUGGCAAAUGGAAAUACAUCACGUACUCAGAUGGCUUUUCAGUACUGCCACAACUAUUUGAUCUUACUGCCGAUCCAGAUGAGCUGACAAAUGUUGCCAUAAAAUUCCCAGUAAUUGUACAUUCCUUGGACAAAAUACUCCGCUCUCUAGUAAACUAUCCAAAGGUUUCUUCUUCUGUUCAGGAGUAUAACAAACGACAGUUUAUUAGUUGGAAACAAAGUUUGGGUCAGAAUUACUCAAGUGUUAUUGCGAACCUUAGGUGGCAUCAAGACUGGUUAAAGGACAAAAAAAAAUACGAGAAUGCAAUUGACAGAUGGCUUGGGCAGUAGACAGAAACAACCUGGAUUUAAUAUGACUGAGGGUAUGAAAACAUUGUGCAUUUGUAAUAUUAUGCUGUAUUUGUAAUAUUAUGCUGUAUAAGAAUUAUUGUCUUUUAUAAGCUGUUGAAAGCAAAGAUUCCCAAACGGUUACUGCUUUGUGUUAGGGAGCCAAGAGCAUUUUAUAUAAUGCCAGCACAACAAAACUAGUGUUUUAUAUGUUAUUGUUCCAUAACACUUAAGUGUACACAGGAAGGAUAAUAUGUGAAUAAUAAUUGUGUGUAUGGAAUAUUUGGCUGAUUAAAAACACACAAAGUAUUAAGCAUUAAAACUCAAUAGGAAUUUCCAUUUAUAAGGACAGAGCAAAGAUUAUAAAAUUUAGUGAAGUAAGCUACCAGUGACAGUGGAAUUUGUCAAAUUCAUUGUAAGUCCUCAUUAAAUACGCAUUCAUCCACUCAAGAGAAGCUAUAGCAGUUAAAAUAUAAUCAAAAAGUUAAUAACGAGUACUGGUCUGAACAUAGAUGUGGGUUAUUCAAGUACUUAACUAUGUCAGCAUUCCUGUAUCAUAAAGAUGACUAGCCUCUCCAUCUUUUCAAGAUCUGCCUGCUAAUCUUUUGCUUUUAGGUCUGGUACUUACCACUCCCUCCUUGUUUAAAAUUUGAUAAUAUUCAUAGGCUCCUAAUUGAACUUGUGGAGGGGAAUCUCUGGUCACAGUUGGAAAAUUAAAAAAAAAAACUAACCCCAAAAAUUCUCUGACCAAACCUGUGAGUAGAGUAGUCCUCUGAAAAGUGAUAGUGUGAUUUGCACAGCAUAAGAUGAAAACUGCUUGACUAAGUCUCUGUUAUGCACUUAGAUUUUGCAAAUAAAUGCUUGUUAGGAUCAAAUUAUUAAAAGAUGCCUCUGCCCAAAUUAAGGUGCAAAAGAGACCAAGUGCCAAAGUCAAUAGUAUGGUUUUAUUUAGCAGUAAAUAUGAGGUAGAGGGAGAGAUGGAAAUAGGAAGAGAGAGAGAGACAGAUAAGUAGAAAGAUAAAUAUAUCACCACCACAUGGAUUCUGAGAGGGUCCUGCUGGUCCUAUUGAUCUUCUCAGUGAUGAGGGUCCCAAUGUCGUGCUUCUUGGGUACCACUUUUAUGCAGUCCAAGUCCUGGAUAUUCACAGGGAGUCUCAGAUGUUCCCACAACUUGGGAUGGCAUGGCUGUAAGCAGUUGUUCUCUUUGUCACAGUUUGCACAGUGGAAUUUUGUCCAGUGUGCUAAUUUCAAACUUUUACUUUUGUUUAGGUCUAUAAUUAAUGCUUUCCUUUCUCACAGUUUUCCAUGGUGGGAAUCUUUGUUCGAGUAAGUUACCCAGAUCUGCUUUACCAGGCCUGGUUCCUGUUGUUGCCAUCUGCUCUUAUGACAAGUUCCUGUAGAUAUUUUACAGAAAUUUCCUUCUUUGACAGUGUUUUGAAACAAUUCAUUGCAUUCUUUAAGUCCUGUCAAUGCUUUAAUGUGCAUCAGUGACUGGAGAACUGAAACCUAAAAUAUACACAGAGGAGACAGAAUUGAAACUUACAGGAAGAGUUAACAUAGAAAUACUAUUUCACAUUUUUCCAGGGAUGUGACGAAAAACCAAAGUAGUUUUGGAAGAAGGUAGGAUUUAGAUAGUAACUCUUCUGCUUAAGGAUAAAUGUAAUUACAGCAGCACUUCAGUUUUCUUAUUCUUGAUCACAGUGCUUGCUGCUAUAGUACCAAUUCAGAAUAACAUCAUACUUUAUACAUAAAUGCUUUUUGAAAUCUGUAAUUAAAUACCUAGCAGUAGCAGUAAGCCAGUAAGAAUAAACAUAAAAAAGGACACAUAUUUUCUGAUGGCUAAGCACUCCACAUGCAUUUCAUAAACAACUUACCACACUGAAAUUAGGUAUAUACUGAUGAGGGCUUAAACUAUUUUCUAUCUUUGUGUCCACAGAACAUUACUGCUAACCUUAUACAACUUGCUGCUAUGGCAGAAUUUUAUUUUUUUAUUUGAUAUUGUAGGGAAGGAGCAAAUUAAUAGUUAAAAAAGCCUUCAAACUCUGUAGCGCAUGCCAUGAUAAAUCUGGUUAAAAUGAGUUCAGGUAGGGAUGAAACUACUUAAAAUAAAUGGGCUGCAUAAUAGAGAAAGUAUUUAUAUCCAUUGGGCUGCAUAAUAGAGAAAGUAUUUAUAUCCAUGUGAAUGUUUGUUCAAGAGGGAAAAUAAUAAAGAAAUUGAUCACUUUCCAGAGAUCUGAACAAAAUGCAGUACAUUGUACAGAAUACAGUAAAAUAAAAUUAUGGCUAACUGGA